Messenger RNA from Hippocampus zosterae (dwarf seahorse), 4464 nucleotides. RefSeq names its product ER degradation enhancer, mannosidase alpha-like 2 (gene edem2). Gene Ontology annotation, cellular component: membrane; endoplasmic reticulum. Gene Ontology annotation, molecular function: calcium ion binding; mannosyl-oligosaccharide 1,2-alpha-mannosidase activity. The transcript is spliced from 11 exons. The record is from RefSeq and is a predicted model, not a curated record. Gene Ontology annotation, biological process: mannose trimming involved in glycoprotein ERAD pathway; carbohydrate metabolic process; endoplasmic reticulum mannose trimming. Bases 151 to 1854 code for a protein of 567 amino acids. Lineage: Eukaryota; Metazoa; Chordata; Actinopteri; Syngnathiformes; Syngnathidae.
ACUUAAUAUGGUGGCGUAAGAAACACUUCCGGGUCGGUUUCGAACCAGUGAGGAGUUACCAACAAUUUAUGCGAAAUAUUUCAUGUAAAUGGUCGGUUACUUUUGUUUGCUAAGCAGAAUAGGUUUUAUGGUGUUGCUGCCUACUUAUUUAUGAUAUAUUUGUCCCCUCGGCCAAACAUGCGCGCUCCGGUCUGCGCAUUCCUCGUUUGUGUGUGUAUGAGCACGGUGGCACCUCAUCAAUUUACCGAGGAAGAGAUGCAAGAUGUCAGACAACGAAUCAAAGGUAUGUUCUAUCAUGCCUACAACAGUUACUUGGACAAUGCCUUCCCCUAUGAUGAGCUUCGCCCCCUGACGUGUGAUGGUCAGGACACUUGGGGCAGUUUCUCACUGACGCUCAUCGACGCGCUGGAUACCUUGCUGGUGCUGGGAAACCAAACUGAGUUUCAGCGUGUGGCAUCACUUCUCCAAGACACAGUUGACUUUGACAUUGACAUUAAUGCCUCCGUCUUUGAGACCAACAUCAGAGUGGUGGGGGGUCUGCUGUCCGCCCACUUGCUCUCAGGCCGAGCCGGAGUGGAGCUGGAGCCUGGGUGGCCAUGUUCCGGACCACUCCUGAGGAUGGCUGAGGAUGCUGCUAGAAAACUGCUCCCUGCGUUCGAGACUCCCACUGGAAUGCCAUAUGGCACGGUCAACCUGCUGCGGGGCGUCAGUCCCACAGAGACAUCCGUCACCUGCACCGCUGGCGUGGGAACCUUCAUCCUGGAAUUUGCCACACUGAGUCGACUGACGGGCAAUGCCACAUAUGAGGACAUUGCACGCAGGGCGCUGAGGGCUCUGUGGAAGACCAGGUCGGACAUCGGACUGGUGGGCAACCACAUUGAUGUGGUCUCCAAAAAGUGGGUGGCUCAGGACGCCGGCAUCGGCGCUGGCGUCGACUCCUACUUUGAGUAUCUGGCGAAGGGAGCCAUCUUGCUGCAGGAUGAGGAGUUGCUGCACAUGUUUGACGCCUACGAUCGGGCCCUUGAGAACUACACGCGCUUUGAUGACUGGUACUUAUGGGUGCAGAUGCACAAAGGUACUGUGUCCAUGCCCGUGUUCCAGUCCCUUGAAGCCUUCUGGCCCGGUCUGCAGACUCUGCUAGGCAACCUGGACGGUGCUGUCAGAACCUUCCAGAACUAUUACUCAGUGUGGAGGCAGUUUGGAGGUCUGCCCGAGUUCUACAGCAUCUCUCAGGGCUACACCGUGGACAAGAGGGAGGGAUACCCACUCAGACCCGAGUUGGUCGAGAGUGCCAUGUACCUGUUCAAGGCGACAGCCGAUCACACGUACCUACAGCUCGGCCUGGACGCUGUCGAGUCUGUUGAGCGGAUCGCCAAGACGCCAUGCGGCUACGCCAGCGUGAAAGACCUGCGAGACCAUCAGCUGGACAACAGAAUGGAAUCCUUCUUCCUGGCUGAGACUAUCAAGUACCUCUACUUACUCUUUGACCCCACCAACUUCCUGCAUAGUAGUGACUCAGAGUCAUGGGUUGAGGGAGGAGAGGACGGCCAGUGCAUCCUGAGCUCGGGGGGCUACAUCUUCAACACAGAGGCCCAUCCGCUGGACCCGGCAGCGCUCUACUGUUGCAGCCGUCACGGCCGUGAACAACAGGAGCUCCGCGACAUCCUCCUCGGCCUAUCACAGCCUGCUAAGGAACAUAGCGGCCGCUCGAAAGAGCCUUCGCUGCAUGGCCAAUCAGAGAGCAUCGCUCUGAAAGCGGGUGAGCGGAAGACGCCCCCCACCCUGUCCUGUCCCGCUCAGCCUUUCAGCGCUCGACUCGCCGUAUUGGGACAAGUUUUCACUGAUAACACCUGACCUUGUGUGUCAUGUGACUUACUGGCUGUGUCUGUGGUUACUAAAUCAAGACGACAAUAUAUUUUUAUUUAUGACCUUGUGUCACAUCAUCUUUGUUUACUGAACAUCACCAUGAGGGGGCAGCGUUGACCAGGAAAAAAAACGUCUGAAGUUGGCUGACUACAGAAGCAUCCAUCCAUUCGUCCAUCCAUUUUCUAAUUAGCUUAUCCUCACCAGGGUCGGGAACGUGCUGGCGCCUAUCCCAGCUUUCUUUGGGCAGUAGGCGGGGGGGGGGGGGGGGUACACCUUGAACUGGUUGCCAGCCAAUCGACUAUAGAAGCGCUAUGACCUCAUAUGAGACACCCCCUCAUCUUGUCUCAUUUUCCACUGUUUCCCAUGUGUCAUCAUUCUCUGUUACCAUCCCAUGCGUUUCCAUGCUUAUCUUGUGUCCGCCUAUGGUUUUAUGUUAUCUAUGUUCACUUAUUUUACUGUAAACAUGCAGUUCAAUAACUGUGCACUGCACGUUUGUGUUUUUGCACUUGAAAAAAAAAAUUUUAAUCGCAAAAAAAUUGGAACAGAGAGAACUGAGAUAUUUGGAUUUUACAUUUGAAGCUUUGAAAGUUUCAUAUUUGCUUUGAGAACCAAACUUUUGUUUAUUUGUUAUCAGUGACACACACAAAUGAAUGAUACAGGUUGAUCUGUCUUACCAGGAAUCACAAAACUGUUGAUACAAAUAUUCAAUUCCAUCAGGCGCAGCUCGUGCUUCACUUGGAAGUGUACUCCUUACUAUUCUCUUAAUUAGCCUUUAUGAAAGUGUCCAUUUGUACCCGUAUCAGAGAAAUUUGGAAGAGAUGUAUCCAUAGAUGCAUCCUGUAAGAACCCACAAUGACACCGAUAUCACACAAUAUUCAAAUGUCCUGGAAUCCUCUUUCAACGUGCUUAUGUUUGACUUUUAACUCAUCAAGUCCCAAAGUGACAUUUACCGGGACACAUCCUGAUGCAGCCAUGUCACACUACGAGAUGUCUGGAUGUGUGACAUUUCAACCAUGGUGGUCAAUUUUGGAGGUGCAUGUCACGGAGGCAGCUAAUUUCUUAAAACCCGCCGUUGGUUACUUCAUGUAGGCCUCAAACCAUGGCACAAUGAAAAUUGUAAGAUGAGGCUUGUAUUUAACCCGUUAUAAUUUUUGUGGAGAUUCAUAUACAGCAACUUUUGAAAUACAUGUCUCAUCAGGUUGUUCUCCUUAAAAUAAUCAUGAAAAAUGAAUUUUUGAAAUGAAAUUUACAAGGCUUAAACAGACCAAAAGAAAGUGAAACCAGUCAUCAAUUAGAAGCUGGCUACAUUUGAGGAGUUUUGUGAACAACACCCCAGGAUAUUUGCAUUCCACCCUAUUCCAACUGAGGACCAUUCCCUCAUAUUUGGAGGUUCUGAUUUUCAUUCCAACCGCUUCAAAAUCGGCUGGGAACAGUUCCAGUGAGAACAGGAGAUCACAGUUUGAAGAAGCCAGAAGUACGACAUCAUCUGCAAAAAGCUCAGGUGCCAUACUGAGUCCACCAAAUCGGACCCUUUCAACGCCUUGACUAGUUGACACAUCAAAAUGAUGUGAACAUUUAUUCUGUCAAUCAGGGGUGCCCAACCUUUUUUGUCUAAAAUCUACAUUUUAAGUAUCUAAUCUUCCGUGAUCCCAUACACAUCUCCACAAACAUGCUUUGAAUGAGAAUCAACAAAAAUAGAUACCUGUACAUCUCAACAGCUCUAAUCACAAGCUGCAAUUGCAGGCUGCUGACCACUAACUAACCACCAUUGGUUAAAGGUGACUUCCUUUUUUUUAAGACUCUUUUGUUGAUCAGAGAUUUAUAGAAUAUGUUGGCUGUUGUGUACACUAACAUAAAAUAUAAUAUUGAUAGCAUGCAUACAUGCAAAAAUAUGUUUAAAAUGUUUGGGGUUUUUUUCCUUUUCACCCUAUGCUCCUCGUGGUCGAUCUGGGACCAUUUCACAGACUACUGUUUGACCGGUUGGGCACUCCUGCUCUAGACCAGCAUAGGAAUUAAAUGAUGUACAUUACGUCAUAAGGAGAAUAGAAUAGGAUAAAACAAAUUAAAUUAAUAAAACCAACUACAAAUGAAAGAUCUUAGCAUGAGAUAGUGCUAAUGUUCCAACAAGACUAAUGAACCAACGCAAUACCUUUCACCCAGUUUAAGCACCCAUUUUUUUGUAUGAACUGUAUGAAUUUGUCAAGUUAUGAAGACAGGAAGUGGCAGGAAGAAUGGGAGGGGAAAACAAAUGAAGAAAAGGGAAAAUUGUGGUCUCCGGUGCCAUGAGGCGGGUGCGGUGCACCUUGCUGUUAGCUGAAAUCUCUGGCCCUCUUCAGAUGUGCUCUUGAGGGAGUUCUGGGAGAGCUCGUGUGGUCGACACGUUUGUCGGGCCUGGCAGCAGAGCAUGAGCAUAGUAUACACCUGUGGGCCUCGUCCUUGUAGGGUAAACGCACAAGAUUUGAGCACUGAACGCGAAAAGGGAAGAAAAAGAUUUUUGAAGUAUAUAAAAUGUGGCGGCGAGGAAAAAAGGGGCACCCCAGACAGAGGACCCAGUCGAAGGCACAUGGCCCAAAAAUUCUGUCGUCCGGCCAGAGGAGG